CUGAGGCUAGGAGUAGGAAUUCUGAGUUGAGGGGAUGUUUUCUGUCCGGGAAUGACUAGUUACGACCUCGAGUCGAAUGCAGCAUUAUAAAUAAAUAGGCUUGCUAUGUAUUCAAAUGGAGGCCAGUCAGUUUUCCCAGCGUAAAGACACUGCUUACGCUCAAAGUACGUGAAGUCCAUGAUUUUUAAAAGAUUUGAACAUUUAGUAGUGUAACUGUAAUGAAGCGAUGUCUAAUACUGACAUACUGCUUCAUUUAUUUAAUGUGGAUAUCCGGGAAAGCUAGCGCAUGCCCGAGGUAGCCACUGCACCUUUGCACAACAUUGGAUAGGAUGCUGCAACCUGAGCCUGGCUUUGCCCUUUGCCUUCAUGAGAAUGAACCUUUAGACACACACACUCUCUUAUUCACUGGUUACAUGGGCUCGUUUUCUUCUCUGUGUAGCCUGCUCUCUGUAGCCAUCUCACCUUUCACUCUCUCUCUCUCGGUUUAUUCUGAAUAUAACAUGACCACAAGGAAGCACUUCACUGAUCUCCUGGAUGACUUGUCUCAGGGGGCCUUGCUUGGCCAGCUGCUGAGCGACCCCUUCCUGUCGGGGAGCAGCGAAAUGAUGGACGUGGAGGAGGAGCUGAGCCCGGCCUCUCCCCCGCCUCCUCACAUCCAAGCCGAGCACAGUUACUCGCUGAGCGGAGACUCGCGGCCCCAGUCGCCCCUCUCGCACCUGACCACCGAGAAAACCAGCCGCGAGCCUGGAGAGUCAGACAGCGAGGACUGGCCUGUGGAGCAGGAGGAGGAGAUGGAGGAGGAGGAGCAGUUAAACCUGAAGAUGGAGCCUCUGCUCUGUGAUUCUCCAGCUCUGCUGCCUACACUGACGCUUACCCUCACAGUUGAACCAGCGCCCACCGCCUCCCUCUCGCACACCACACAGCUCACCACGCAGAUAAAGGAGGACGAGAGCUACAACCCGCAGGUUAAACUGGAGCCACAUGAGGUGGAUCAGUUCCUGAACCUCUCCCCUAAAGAGCUUGAGGCUUUGCAGAUGCCCCCGACUCCUCCCAGCUCUCAUGGCAGUGACACAGAGGGCAGUCAGAGCCCUGUGCACCCCUGCACUCCUGCCAGCCCCACACAGAACCCAGCUGUCCUCAAGGUGGCGCAGCGCACGACCGCCUCGCUGCCUAACACACUGUCCAACUCACCCCUGCUUACCGCCCCACAUAAGCUGCAGGGCUCCGGGCCCCUCCUGCUGACAGAAGAGGAGAGACGCACUCUGAUCGCAGAGGGAUACCCCGUUCCUACUAAGCUGCCUCUGUCCAAAUCUGAGGAGAAGGCCCUGAAAAAGAUCCGCAGGAAAAUCAAGAAUAAGAUUUCUGCUCAGGAAAGUCGCAGGAAGAAGAAAGAAUAUAUGGAUGCCCUCGAGAAAAAGGUGGAGACGUGUUCCAGUGAGAACAGUGAGCUGCGCAGGAAAGUGGAGAACCUUGAAAGUACCAACAAGUCUUUGCUGCAGCAGCUGCAAUCCCUGCAGGCCAUGGUGACAGGAAAGGUCCCUCGCUCGUGCAAAAUGGCCAGCACUCAGACCUCCACAUGCCUCAUGGCGCUGGUCCUGUGUUUCGCUGUGUUCCUGGGUAGCUUCUACCAAGGCCUGAGCCCCUGCUCAUCUGUCACAAAGACUGAUCUAUCCAGAGAGCUCACCAUGCAGGAGUCUUACACUACUACAGUGAAGUCCAGGAGCCUGCUAGCCGUUGAGGAGCACGGUGUAGGUGACGAACCCCGCCGCUCCGGGCUAGGCGGGAAAUAUCCAGAGUGGGACACACAGACUAUCGACAUGGCGAUGUGGCGCCUCGAGCAGCAGCGCAGACUCAAACAGGCCACACCUCAAACUCCAGAACCCAGCCCACCUUUCAUUCAGAACAACGGCACAAACACACAAAAAGCCCUUCUCAUUGACCUGCACCCACACAGGUCAGUGGAGUCACAAUCCAACGAAAGCCCAAAAGUCAUUGAGCUGGAGAGAACAGUGAACGAGCCGUCGUGAGGAUGGCUGGUCCUCCUCGAGCUCACCUCCACCUUAAGGGCAGGAGGAGACGCGCGCACACACCCGUUCUGUAUUUAUAGACCUCCUUUAAGUAUUGUUCCUCUCACCAUUUUCUUUUCUUUUUUUUUUUUUUAAUUUUUAUGAAAAAAAAUUAAAAUAGAAAAAAAAGGAAUAUUAUAUCAUUCCACCAUUAUAUAUUAAAUUUUGAUACUAUAUUUUAAAGCUUUUUUUUCCCCAUGUGUUCCUCUUUUGUGUAAAGUACAUAUGUUCCGAUCAUUGAAUUUGAAAAACAAAAUGGUGUCCUUCUGUUCUUUGGUCUGACGUUGUACACCCCUGGGCCUGUAUUUAUAAAAAAGAAUAUUCAUGUUCUCACUCUCCCUCAGACUCGAGCUAUUCUAAAAACCUAAUCGGAAACGCGAGAACUUCGAAACACGUCAACAAUGUUAAACAUCUAAAAAGGUCUAAUAUUUGGGUGUUAGGGUUAUUACAUCAACUCAUACCGAUCAAUAACCGUAGUUCCUUCGUAUCACAUGACGGUUUGUUUGUUUAAACAUGUGCUUAUUUUAUUUGUUCGCAGUGUACAGUGUUACAGGAUCCUGUGUAAUAGUGUUGGGUUCAGGUUAAACUGAGUGUGUCAAACACAACUUCAUAACAAAUCAAAGUUUUUCUGUUAUAGGCGAGCAGGGAGCGACUCGUACCAUUUAUUCUGGUCUUUAACCGUGGUGCACUUGUCAUUUGGCAGAAUUGAGUUCCUCUUCAACUGGCACAGAACCAUGUGUAUGCUAAACAUAAUCCAGGCUGGUCAAGUGUUUACAUUUGCUGAGGUGUGUUAAUGUACACACUUUGUACAGUUUUUUUACUUUGAUCCAUGGUAGAUGGAGCACUCCCAGCAUCGGAUAUUAUAUUAUUUAUUUUUAUAUAUAUAUAUAUAUAUAUAUAUAUAUAUAUAUAUAUAUAUAUAUAUAUAAUAUAGCCCCCAAUGCCCAUUCACUUCCUCUUAAAUCAUUAAUAGGACAAUUUUAUGUUCAAAUGUCAUGAGUUGUAAGUUGGCUUUUGAUUGCCAGUUGCAGAAGCAGAUGAAUGUUGAAUGAUGUCAUGACAGUCCUUGCUAAUGCAUACUCAAGUUGAACCAGCAUAAGUUUUGGUGGCGGAGCUUGGUGUACAUGGGUGGAAAUGGGGGCGGGCUCAGUUUAAAAAAAAAAAAAAAAUAUA
This is a messenger RNA of Ictalurus punctatus (channel catfish), 3239 nucleotides long. It is a transcript of the gene creb3l2, whose product is annotated as cAMP responsive element binding protein 3-like 2. NCBI's taxonomy places the organism in Eukaryota, Metazoa, Chordata, Actinopteri, Siluriformes, Ictaluridae. Gene Ontology annotation, molecular function: cAMP response element binding; DNA-binding transcription factor activity, RNA polymerase II-specific. The transcript is spliced from 12 exons. The record is from RefSeq and is a predicted model, not a curated record. Bases 330 to 2027 code for a protein of 565 amino acids. Gene Ontology annotation, biological process: regulation of transcription by RNA polymerase II.